Messenger RNA from Colletotrichum phormii, 4815 nucleotides. RefSeq names its product pectate lyase superfamily protein-domain-containing protein. The record is from RefSeq and is a predicted model, not a curated record. The transcript has 6 exons. Bases 1 to 4815 code for a protein of 1604 amino acids. NCBI's taxonomy places the organism in Eukaryota, Fungi, Ascomycota, Sordariomycetes, Glomerellales, Glomerellaceae. Gene Ontology annotation, molecular function: polygalacturonase activity.
AUGGCUUUGCGGCAUUCCAUCCUCGCCUUGUGCUUUGUUGCCCUGAUCGCCCUAGAUCACAAUUCCGGCCAGACCAAUGCCCAAUACCUCCAGAACUUCGACCGCAUCCGUCUCACAAACCCUGUGUCCAGGACCCAGUACGACGGCUAUAGAUACAAGGGCGUCAUUGACAACGGGCUUGCCUGGCGUAAUGUUAUCGACCUCAGCGAAAAAGAAACUAUCUAUCUCUACUACAACUGCCACUACAUGAACAACAUCUGCGACAACGUCAACAUCUUCCUGAACUCCUCCCGCGGCCAGAACCUCCACCCGGGCACCACCAUCCCCGCUAACCAGUUCACGUAUGACUUUGAUACCGGUGAUGAAAGCUGGACGCACCAGUCCGGCCGCAGGGAAAAGUCUUGUCCCUCAAACUGGGGUAUUAACAGGGGCUGCCCCGAGAAGAAGGGCCAGAAGCCGCCUUCCGCCAUGACGGCGAAUGGCAACAUUAUCAAGAGGUCCGGGAUGCGCUACACCUGCGACGAGUUCCCCCCCGCGACUUGGGUCGAGGGUGGCAGCGGCUGGGCUAACAACCAGCCUGCCAACACCCGUUGCGCUGGACAUGCCUGCUUCGAUCCCUUGGCUCCUGUCGUCAACGGCAAGCGCGUUUCCGUAAAGGCUGAGCAGGACUGGCAGGCUAGGACGCACAAGACGUUGCGUGACGUCCUUCUCGAACGUGCCGCAGUCCACAACAGAGAGUUUGAUUGGCACGAUCCCCUCAACCCGCAGAGAGAUACUGCCUUCUUUCGCUUCGCCGCCAUGGACCUCGGGGCUGACGGCAUCGCCGCCGUGGUCUUCAAGACCAACGAGAUCACUGGCGUGGGUGAAGAUCACCGAUUAAUCCCUCAGGCGAGGAGGCGCGGGCUCAAUUCCACCACCAGAGACCAGAACGAAAACCCGAACGAGCCGACGCGCGUGCCCAGGUCAAGGUACGGGCCCAGCUUUAAAGGGGCUCUGAAGCGCAUGCGCGCCGGUCAUUAUCGCGUAGUCGAAAACAUUCCGGCCGAAUUCAAUGACUCCUUCGUGACAACCGAGCCGGCUUUUGGGGACAUGGCUGAUUCGGGGAUGCGGGCUGCUGGCUCGGCCAACCUCAACACCAACAAUAAAACGUCGCGGCGCUUCGAGACGCUGAAACGGCAAGGAAAAAAAAGGUGUCGGCAGCUUUUCUUAAGCGCGCAAAGCCUCUACUCAGCGCGGCCUCAUCGAGUGAUCUCGACAAAGCCCGUGGGAUCGUGGAAACUGCCAUCGCGGCCUCGGCCAAGCUCAACAAGGCUCGACUGGAAAGCCCGCUGCGCAACCAAUACAGGCUCAAGCCCGGUACCGUCAUCGGUGGAGCGACUGUGGACGAGAGUCGCAACGCCCGCCGCACUCCUGGCCGAGGCUGAGGCCGAGAUGCCCCAGGACGGUAUUGCGCCCCCCAGCAGUAAUAUCACACGCCGCGCCGCCGCUGGCUCGUACUGGAUGGAGUCCAUCGCCCGCAAAGGCGUCGUUCCCUGGGGUGAUGACCCCUCCUAUACUGUGUUCCGCAACGUGCUCGACUACGGCGCCACCGGCAACGGCGUGACUGAUGAUACCGCCGCCAUCAAGCGGGCCAUGAACGAUGGCCGGCGUUGCGGCGAGAAGUGCAACGGAUCGACAGUCAAGAACGCCAUCGUCUACUUCCCACCCGGAACGUACCUCAUCUCCAGCACAGUGCCUCUUCCCUUCGGCACGCAGGUCAUCGGCGAUGCCAUCAACCGCCCAGUGCUGGUCGCCUCCAAGUCCUUCAUCGGUCUCGGGGUGCUUUCGACGGACGAGUACACCGGCGGCGGGACUGGUCCCGACGGGCACGACCAGCAGUGGUAUGUCAACACGGCCAAUUUCUACCGCCAGAUCCGCAACGUCAUCAUCGACGUCCGCCCAGCGCCGCCCUCGGAAGAGGCGGCAUGCCUACACUACCAGGUCGCCCAGGCCACCAGUAUGCAGAACGUCGAGCUGCGGGCCGGUGCGGGACAGAAGGGCCUCUUCGCCGAAAAUGGCAGUGGCGGCGGCAUUUCCGACGUCACGUUUGUAGGUGGUGACAUCUGUCUAUACGGCGGCGAGCAACAGUUCACCGCCCAGCGGCUUGUCUUCAGUGGUUGCGACGUUGGUGUUCAGGUCAUUUGGGACUGGGGUUGGGUGUGGAAGUCGAUAACCAUGACCGGUGUUAAGACAGGCUUCAAGUUUGUGCCUGACUAUCCCGACGGCAGCAUUGGGUCAUCGCUGAUUAUGGACUCGUCCUUCACAAACGUCGGUACUGUCGUCGUCAUUCAGCCGCCGUCAUCCGAAGCCGGCUCCGGAAGCACCGGCCUCGUGCUCGAGAACAUCGCCAUGUCAGGUGUCACCACUGCCGUCGCCGACACUACUGGCCGCUCCCUGCUGGCCGCGUCGACUAGGCUUGACGAGUGGGUGCUGGGCCCCGUAUACUCGAGCUCAGCCGCCGCUGGUGCUCGCUCCUUCUCACCUGGCGGCAAAAUCGGCAAUUACCGCAGAGAUAGCGCGCUGCUGGACGCGCAGGGUGCCUGUUAUGAGCGCCCCAAGCCGCAAUACGAGGGCCGUGGCGUGAGCGACUUCCUCCACGUUAGGGACUUUGGCGCUACGGGCGACGGUGCAACGGACGACACGGCUGCCUUCCAGCUGGCCGUCGAUUCCAGCCAGGGCAGCAUCUUGUUCGUCGACGCCGGCUCGUAUAUUCUGACGGGGGCUGUGACAGUACCAGCUGGCGUCAAGAUGGUUGGCGAGACGUGGUCGCAGCUCGUGGCCCGAGGCCCAGCCUUUUCCGACGAGAGCAAGCCCACCCCAAUGCUCCGGUGGGCCGCCCCGGCCAGAUCGGCAAUGUCGAGAUCUGGCGCCGUGCUCGUUGAGUGGAACAUGGCUGCUGACGCAAAAGGGUCGGCGGCCCUCUGGGACUGCCACGUCCGGGUUGGCGGUGCGACGGGCACCGACCUGACGCCCGCUGAGUGCCCGGCUCUGACAUCUGGCAUCGCCCCGGGCUGCACUGCCGCUAGUCUGAUGAUGCACAUCAAGCCAGGCGCAUCGGGAUACUUCGAGAAUAUGUGGCCGUGGGUAGCUGACCAUAUCAUCGAUGACCCAGACCUGGAAGACGGCAACAACACCAUGGUACAGAACUCGGUCUACGUUGCUCGCGGCCUGCUUGUCGAGAGCACUGAGCCCACAUGGCUUUAUGGCACGUCGUCGGAGCACGCAGUAAUGUACCAAUACAACUUUCACAAUGCCGCGAGCGUCUUCGCCGCCAUGAUCCAGACAGAGUCGCCUUACUACCAGCCAACUCCCACCCCGCCUGCUCCCUUCGCCAGCUCCGUCGGCCUCUUUCCCGGCGCCUCAGACUACUCCUGUGCCGCGAGCGAUGAGUUUAGCGGUUGCGAUGAGUCGUGGGCCGUCGUGAUGCGCGGCUGCGAGGACAUCGUCAUUGCUGGCGCUGGCCUCGUGAGAUGGGAGCAUCUUGUUACCAUCGGCGCCAAGUACACGGCUGUUAUGGACGGUAAGGGCAUUGCGGCUAAGGAUAACCUCAACGUUGAUGCACAUCCCUUCUGGUCGCAUAUAUCGCUGCUUGACGUUACCAGCGACGGCGAGCAGUACAAUGACGUCCUCUGGCUCGACCCGUCCAUUUGGGAUAUGGAACAGCCUGAGUUUUCUUGCGAGCCGCCGUGCCGAGUCAAGAUUCCACCAUACACAGGCGCGACUACUACCGUCAAUUACACGCUCAUGACUGUUAGCCAGGACGCGUGGACGAGUACUAUCACAGUACGGCCCAUGACGCUGUCCAAAUUGGGCUUCGAGGUGAUGACCAUCGGCGGCUCCAACGUGAAGAGGAACGUUGGCGGCCUGAACCGCCGAGCCUUUGAGGACUUUUGGCCCGCUCCCGCUACGACUGCCGCUUGGCCCGUCGUCGUUUACAACGGCCCGGAUGGCAAAGAGUCAACGGCGAGCCCUAAGGCCCCCUACCCGACGCAGCCUCCGUCCAUCGAGCCCGGCUCGCCAUCGCCACAAAGCGGCGCCUGGCCGGCAAAGGCCUUGCGGCCGCGCAUGGCUGCCGCCGUGGAUCCCAACAAGGAGCUGAACGAUAGACUCAAGGACUGGAUGUGCCGCCAGGCGGCCGAGUCGCCCAGCUACUACGAUAUGGACAUGCUGGACUGCCCGGGCAUGGGCGGGAACAACAACGACUCGGGCGGCCAGAUGCCAAUGGGCGACGGCACUGGCUGGGAUGUCCCCAAGAUCUCAAACAACGGUACCAUGAGCCUGCCGGGGUUUUUUCCCUGGGGUUCAGUAUUGAGUGAGCCCGGGCGCAUGUGCGAACUGCCGCAGGAGUCAAAGACCACCACCACCAGGGCGCAGACAACGCAGCCUUCACAGCCUUCACAGCCCACGGCGAAGCCGCUGAACGGGGGGCGCAAGAUGAGCAACAUCCGGCUGCAGAAUGGCAUCAAUUCGUUCUGCAAGAACAUUGGCUCCGACGUGGGCGUCCAGGCACGCGACCUCGAGGGCAGGGCUACCGGACAGCUCCCGGGCGGCUACAAGAAGGAGUCUAUCAAGCCCUUUUCGGGCCAGGAGGAGAUUAGCUUCAGCUUCGAGGUGCUCGACGGCUGCUCGUGGACGUUUAACAUGGACGAGUGUACGCGGUACUUCAAGACGCCCGUCGAUAGCUGUAAUUGCGGCGGGGAGAAUGGUAAGCAGGGCGGUUAUGGGAAUAAUAACUGCCUUAGGUGGAAGACUGAUCCGAAUCGCUCGGCGUACUAG